AAUGAAAGCAAAAGAGGUUAAAAUAAGUUCGCAGAGGAGCAAUCACUUCGUAGCCAAUAUAGUCAGACCUACUACACCAAUAGGGUUGCGAAAUGAUAAAAAUCAGUUGUUUCAUCAAGAAAAAGACAAGAGGAAAGCCAGAAACUUUAAGAGGCCUAGGCUAGGCUCCGACACUACUCAUCAUGAUUCCUAUCGAGACUAUAAUGCCAAAAUCAGAGACGUCUUCUGCUCAAUUAGAAAGAUACUUGAGGAGAAGAGGUCCAAGAAUAGUAAGAAAGCUCAAAACAGGGAAAUUUUGGAAAUUCCUGAAAACUCAAACAGAAGACUUGAUGAAAACCCUCUACCCAAACUAUUAGAAGCGCUGGAGAAGCAAAGAGCUCGAGAAGUUAAGCCAACAAGGAAAGUGGAAUUUAAGCCGAAUGUUGACAUCUUUGGGAAUUGCUCUAAAAGUUCAGUGUCCCAAGGAAGCGAUGAAACAAGUGAAAGGAGAACUCUUGUUCACGACAAAAGAUCUCUUGGAAAACCCUCAGAUUCCUUGAAGGUAAAUUUUGAUGAAAAUUCUUCCCAACCUUCAAGCGAAGAAAUUUUGUUUCAUGGAACUGAAAAGACUCUAAGAGAUAUGUAUGAGAGAUACAGUGGCAAGAGGGACAGCCUUAACACUUGUCAGAGAAUGAAUGACAUUAUCCUUAAUCAUAAGCGUCGUCUAGCCCAUCUCUAUAAUUGCCCUGAUAAAGAAAUCAUAGAAUAUGAAGACCAGACAAGGAAAGAAGAAAUUGACUUCCUCCAUCCUGAGCACAAGAGAAUCUCUCUUUUUCAUCUCGAGAACUUUUCUCCUAACAAAAAGUAUAAGAUCAGUAGACAGCUUAAGAACAGACUAAUUCACAAGAGGGAGAAGAUCUUUGAGCUUGGAGGUAAAAAUGCCAAAAAGUCAAAACCUAACCAAAAGCAUGGUAGCAGAAACAAGAAGACUCUUCAUGCUGGUGAUCCUAAAAUGUAUCAUAACGUCCAAGGGGAUGUACCUGAAUUCUAUACCGAUUUCGAGAAACAGAUGGAUAAAAAGGAAGCUGAAGCUCAAGGAAACCCUUUAACUCCCUCCUGCACUCCAACAAUACCAGUAAAGAGAAAGCCAGCUACUCUUUCCUGUGCUUAUCAUAACAAAAACGUUGAAGACUGCACCAAAAUGGCCAAGCACGGUUUGAUCAACGUAGCUUGGACAGAUAAUUUCAAAGUGCACAAUUUCAAAAAUUUCCAAAGGAAAGUCUAACCUUUGAUGAACCCAAUGUUAACCCAAUCUCAUCAUUUUUCUGACAUAUAAUUGAUAUUUAAAUUUCAC
This is a messenger RNA of Moneuplotes crassus, 1333 nucleotides long. NCBI's taxonomy places the organism in Eukaryota, Ciliophora, Spirotrichea, Euplotida, Euplotidae. The record is from the annotation of a GenBank genome assembly.